AUGGAGGGCAUCCCGCCCUGCGACACCAUAUCUAUGCUCGGUUCGCCACACGCUCACCAUGUCAACCUCAACCCUAGAAAACGGAAGAGCCCAUUCUCGGACGGCUACGAAAUUACUAGCUGUGACGUGCCGCUGUCACAGCCUCCAGCGUCCGUGCAAGAACCGGCCAGUGCUACGCGAAAAAGAAAAUCCUCUACAUAUGGCGGGGGUAGUGCAUAUGACGACGAUGGCAGUGAAGACGCCCGGUCCAACCGGACCUUACCUGACAAAAAACAGAAUCACAGCGAGAUUGAAAAACGUCGACGAGAUAAGAUGAACACAUAUAUAUCUGAGUUGAGCGCGAUAGUGCCGAUGUGCGGUGCGAUGGCACGGAAGCUAGACAAACUAACAGUACUACGAAUGGCGGUACAGCAUCUUAGGUCCAUCCGUGGGGCUCUCUCUGCCGGCCCAUUGACAGUUAGACCCAGACCAUCCUUCCUAUCAGAGAAAGAGUUAAAUGCCCUAGUGCUACACGCAGCUAGAGACUGCUUUCUAAUGGUCGUGGGAUGCGACAGGGGGAGAUUGAUCUACGUUAGUGCGUCAGUUACCAAACUUCUACGUUAUGAUCAAACGGAACUUCUUGGGCAGAGCUUAUUCGACAUUUUACAUCCAAAAGACGUUGCUAAAGUGAAGGAACAACUGUCUUCGCCUGAUCUCAGCCCUCGGGAAAGAUUAAUAGAUGCUAAGACAAUGCUACCAGUAAAAACAGACGUGGUGACGGGUGCCUCAAAACUCUGUCCUGGGGCCCGACGUUCUUUCUUCUGUCGAAUAAAAUGUGGAAUGGAGACAGACCACAACGCAAAUAAUCAGAAUACAAGCGAAGUAAAGGAGGAAAAUGAUCCUAACGCUAAGAUUACUAAGAAGCAACCAAAUGAAAAGAAAUACUGUGUCGUACAAUGUACAGGUUAUCUCAAGUCCUGGACACCAACAGACGUGUCCGAAUCAAGCACAGGUAGUACAGACACCAGUCUAGAUGAUGGGGAUGUAUGCCACAUGUCUUGCCUGGUCGCAGUGGGACGGGCUUUAACCGACCUCGCCCCACAACCCUCCCCCACGACAUAUACGAGGCACUUACAGUACAUAUCUAGACAUGCGACUGAUGGAAAGUUUCUGUUUGUUGAUCAAAGAGUGACACUUGCCCUCGGUUUCCUUCCCCAAGAACUUCUAGGCACCAGUUUGUACGAGUAUGUGAGUGCGACUGAGUUAGGCACAGUGGCUCGAACUCACAAAGCAGCCCUCCUACGUAAGACGGCCUUGAAAACCCCGCCCUACUGUUUUAGACGCAAAGAUGGCUCUUAUGCGAGAAUGCAGACACAUUUCAAGCCUUUCAAAAAUCCAUGGACUAAGGACGUGGAAUGUCUGGUCGCCAACAACACAGUGGUGACAGAGGACCAGGCCCCUCCCCCAUUGGAUGAUUGUCACCAUUUCAGUAUGUUUAAACAAAAAUCUGACGUCGAAAUACAGAGAUUAAUCGAUUCACAAAUCGGAUCGCACAAAAUCGGCUCGACAAUAGCAGAAGAAGCACUAAGGAGGUCCCCGACGGAAUUCCCGGCGGAUUUGCCGACGGAUUUGUUGCAGGAUGCCGUAUUUAAUCAACAGACAUCCCUAGUUGACAAUCUCUUGGGGGUAGAAUUACCAAAUUAUAACAAUCAUGUACGAAACAACGUGCCACUAAGUUCGGCUGGAGGCGAAGAUUCCCCUCCACCGGAAACGAACGGGUUAUCACCAAAUAGUCCCCCACCGGCAUCCCCCCCACUUCCGCCUCUUGGUUUAGACGGUAAUGGUGAAGCAGCCAUGGCAGUUAUAAUGAGCUUAUUAGAAGCAGAUGCAGGACUUGGCGGUCCAGUCAAUUUCUCCGGGUUGCCUUGGCCAUUGCCU
This is a messenger RNA of Brenthis ino (lesser marbled fritillary), 1917 nucleotides long. NCBI's taxonomy places the organism in Eukaryota, Metazoa, Arthropoda, Insecta, Lepidoptera, Nymphalidae. The record is from the annotation of a GenBank genome assembly.